Esox lucius (northern pike) is the source of this 1642-nucleotide messenger RNA. RefSeq lists its product as uncharacterized. The transcript is spliced from 2 exons. NCBI's taxonomy places the organism in Eukaryota, Metazoa, Chordata, Actinopteri, Esociformes, Esocidae. Bases 3 to 1352 code for a protein of 449 amino acids. The record is from RefSeq and is a predicted model, not a curated record.
AUAUGGGAAUUGGGGGAAUAAUGAUAUGUGUGUUGUAUGUUGCUACAGGUUUCCCUGGCUGGCGUCGAGUCUCCAUCUCCACAGCGAGAAGGCAGGUGAUACAAAAAGAGGACGCCUGCCUGAAGCAGGGAGGGGAUAUGAUGUGUGGCCUGAUGGGACGUCUGCCGGGUGAGAGGUGGUGCCCGGGAUGGGACGAGGUCCGAGCGUAUACGGGACAGUGGCAGCCUGGACUCCCGUGGGGACCGAAUGCCACUAUGUGGAGCUCGUUUAAUUUCCAACGAGAUUUCAGCUCCUCCCAGAAUCCACUUACCUUGUCUGUCGGAGGUUGGGACACCUCUCCAUACAGAGGUGCGGACAAAAUAUAUUUGGUUCUCGGAGUGGAGCAUGCAGGAACUGACACCAAAGCGUUUAUUAAGAUUAACAUUAGGGUGCCGACCGCUAGCUCUCCAGCUGUGGCAGUCACAGGGACUGUGGACACCUCAACAGGUAAGGUGCAACCUGGGGAAGUGGUAGGGGUUGACUAUACCAAAUUGAAACCGUUAGAGGUGAUUGAGAAAGCCACAGGGUAUCACGAGAGUAAUAUCUGGCUUGAUUGGAUGUUGCAAAAUGCCAAAGAACAAGAUUUAGGGGACUGUGUGGCAUGUGCCGCCGCCCGACCUCAACUAUACACUGAGCCGGCUCCUUUGUAUUCAGAGGACCCUUGGGGAUAUCGGUGCAUGUUAGCUCUUACACAUAGUGCUUCCCCUGUGAACUGCAUCACCCUGGCAAGGGUGUUUCCUCCGAUAGCUAACGACACCAGGACGGGGCCGUUCACUCCCCAUAAAGGGGGAGGGGGAUAUACCUGUUUCCGCUUCACCAGUCAGAAACCCGUGGUGAACGUUGGAGAGAUCCCCUUGCAGUGGUGUAAUGUUACGAUCCAGAGCAGAUCUAUUAUCGGACCCUGGGCCCGGUCUGGUCUGUAUUACUAUUGUGGGGGCACCCGACUCCUGGUGAGAAUCCCAAAAGGCACCCUGGGGGAAUGUGCGAUGGUACGGUUAGCAGCACCCUUAGUGCUGAUAGGUGACCGAGUUAAAGCACUCCAGGCAAAAAGGAGCGACGCUCUUACCCGGCGCCGGCGUAGACAUGUAAUAGGCCGUCGCUCACGUGAUACAUUCGACCUCACUGUGGACUCCCCAACCUAUAUAGAUGCGAUAGGGGUCCCUAGAGGGGUCCCCAAAGAAUUCAAACUCGCAGACCAAGUCGCGGCAGGAUUUGAAAAUAUUCCUAUUCUGUCCGCUUUGUUCCCCGUCACUCCAAACAAGAAUGUAGACCGCAUUAACUAUGUACAUUAUAAUGUCUUGCCGUCUCUUUAAUUUGACCCGUGAUGCGGUUGAGGGCCUGUCAGAACAGUUGGGCCCCACCUCGUUGAUGGCGGUGCAAAAUCGCAUAGCCCUCGAUAUGUUAUUGGCAGAGAAGGGCGGGGUUUGUGCAAUGUUUGGGGACAUGUGUUGUACUUUCAUUCCUAACAAUACAGCUCCGGACGGGUCGGUUGCUAAGGCGCUGCAGGGCCUUAGGACUCUCUCGCGAACUAUGCACGAGCAUUCUGGGAUAGAUAAUCCGCUGGAGGAAUGGAUGACCUCGAUGUUCGGCCAGUGGAAAGGUU